AUGAAAUCUCAAGGCUCUAUUUAUUAGUGCGUUCAAAUAAGUUAAGAGAAGAGAUAGAGCGAUGUCAUUAAAUUUGGCAUUAGUUUUAAUUCAAUUUAUCUAUAAAAUAAUAAAUUAGAAUCUAGUUUAAAAUCAACAGCAAGAAAAUCAGAAUGGCUCUAUUUAAACAAUUAAGGUGUUAGUCUUUUAUCUCUAACUCGAAGAAAAUAAUAGAGAUUAGACAGUAUUGACAAUGAGAUUCCAAUUGAAAAAAAUGAUUUCUAUGGUCUUAACAAAGUAUACUCCUGA
Molecule: messenger RNA, 288 nt
Organism: Paramecium octaurelia
Lineage: Eukaryota; Ciliophora; Oligohymenophorea; Peniculida; Parameciidae
Source: the annotation of a GenBank genome assembly